CGCGCGUGCGCAGUACUCCGGGGGCGGGAGCCCCGAGUGCGCUGACAGUUUCCGGUUUGGCUUCCCCGCCUCCUGCGCGGCUAAAGCUGUCGGGGCUCGGCGGUGGCCGCUGCCGUGGGGCGGAGGGGGUUGGGAGUGCUCAGCCUUAGGCGAGUGCCGGAGUGGGGUUCCCGGAGCCAUGGCCUGCUCCAUUGUCCAGUUCUGCUCCUUCCAGGACCUCCAGGCCUCCCGGGACUUCCUCUUCCCUCACCUCCGGGAGGAGACCCCCAGCGGCGCCGUGCGGAGGGACCCCAGUAAAUCAACAAACUGGGAAGAUGAUGGCUGGGGAGCAUGGGACGAAACAGAAGCUCAAGAACCUGAAGAAGGGAAUGCUUGCAAAGCACAGAAAACUUUCUGGCUUCAAGAUUGUGUGUUAUCCUUAUCUCCAACCAGUGAUCUGAUGGUUAUAGCUCGGGAGCAGAAGGCUGUGUUUCUAGUGUCAAAAUGGAAGUAUAGUGAUAAAGGAAAGGAAGAAAUGCAGUUUGCAGUUGGUUGGAGUGGUUCUUUAAAUGUUGAAGAAGGGGAAUGUGUAACUAGUGCUCUGUGUAUCCCACUAGCAAGCCAAAAGAGGAGUUCCACUGGACGUCCUGAUUGGACCUGCAUUGUGGUGGGUUUUACUUCAGGUUACGUACGUUUCUAUACUGAGAACGGUGUGCUCUUGCUUGCACAGCUUUUGAACGAGGACCCAGUGCUUCAGCUUAAAUGCAGGACCUAUGAAAUCCCCCGGCAUCCUGGCGUGACUGAACAGAAUGAAGAGUUAAGUAUCUUAUAUCCAGGUGCCAUUGUGACUAUUGAUGGAUUUAGCCUUUUUCAAUCACUUCGUGCUUGCAGAAAUCAGGUAGCAAAAGCUACAGCAUCAGGCAAUGAACACAUACAGCCACCACCCUUGGCUUAUAAGAAGUGGGGUUUACAAGAUAUUGACACUAUUAUUGAUCAUGCAAGCAUUGGAAUUAUGACUCUGUCCCCCUUUGAUCAAAUGAAGACUGCCUCCAAUAUUGGUGGGUUUAAUGCAGCAAUUAAAAAUAGUCCUCCUGCCAUGUCUCAGUACAUCACCGUGGGAGCCAAUCCAUUUACUGGCUUCUUCUAUGCUCUAGAGGGAAGCACACAACCAUUAUUAUCUCAUGUUGCAUUAGCAGUUGCAAGUAAACUCACUUCUGCUUUAUUUAAUGCUGCCAGUGGUUGGCUUGGCUGGAAAAGCAAGCAUGAGGAAGAAGCUGUCCAGAAGCAAAAGCCGAAGGUUGAACCAGCUACCCCAUUAGCUGUAAGAUUUGGACUUCCAGAUUCUAGACGCCAUGGUGAAAGCAUAUGUCUAUCUCCGUGUAACACACUAGCAGCGGUCACCGAUGACUUUGGCAGAGUCAUUUUAUUGGAUGUAGCUAGAGGCAUUGCAAUACGCAUGUGGAAAGGCUACCGUGAUGCACAAAUUGGGUGGAUUCAAAUUGUAGAAGAUCUGCACGAAAGGGUGCCAGAGAAGGUGGACUUUUCUCCCUUCGGAAAUACUCAGGGUCCAAGUCGAGUAGCCCAGUUCCUUGUGAUUUACGCCCCAAGAAGGGGCAUUCUAGAGGUGUGGAGCACACAGCAGGGACCUAGAGUAGGAGCUUUCAACGUGGGAAAGCACUGCAGGCUGCUGUAUCCUGGCUAUAAAAUAAUGGGCUUGAAUAAUGUUAUCAGUCAGAGUUGGCAGCCACAGACUUAUCAGAUCUGUCUUGUGGACCCCAUGUCUGGAAGUGUGAAAACAGUGAAUGUUCCUUUCCAUUUGGCACUGAGUGAUAAGAAGAGUGAACGAGCCAAGGAUAUGCAUUUAGUGAAGAAACUAUCAACUUUAUUGAAAAUGAAAUCUCCCAAUCUUGAUUCAGUUGAAACAGAAAUAAGGGAAUUGAUUCUUGAUAUUAAAUACCCUGCAACCAAAAGACAAGCUUUGGAAAGCAUUUUGGCAAGUGAACGAUUACCAUUUUCUUGCCUUAGAAACAUCACCCAGACAUUAAUGGACACUUUGAAAAACCAAGAGCUUGAAUCUGUUGAUGAAGGAUUGCUACAGUUUUGUGCCAAUAAACUGAAAUUACUGCAUCUCUAUGAAUCUGUCAAUCAAUUAAAUUCCCUUGAUUUUCAUUCUGACACACCAUUCUCUGAUAAUGACUUGGCUGUGUUGCUAAGGUUGGAUGAAAAAGAGUUGCUUAAGCUGCAGACAUUGCUAGAGAAAUACAAGCAAGAGAAUACCAGGACUACUGUGCGAUUUUCUGAUGCUGAGGAUGGAGUGUUGCCUGUAAAAACAUUCCUGGAAUAUUUAGAGUAUGAGAAAGAAGUGCUCAAUGUAAAGAAGAUAAGUGAAGAGGAAUAUGUGGCUUUAGGAAGUUUCUUUUUUUGGAAGUGUUUACAUGGAGAAAGCUCAACUGAGGAAAUGUGUCGCACUUUGGAGUCUGCGGGACUUAGCCCUCAGCUGUUACUGUCUCUGCUCCUGAGUGUUUGGCUUUCUAAGGAAAAAGAUAUUUUAGAUAAACCGCAGUCUGUCUGCUGUCUUCACACGAUGCUGUCCCUCCUGAGCAAAAUGAAAGUGGCCAUUGAUGAGACAUGGGAUUCCCAGUCUGUGUCCCCUUGGUGGCAGCAGAUGCGCAUGGCCUGUAUUCAGUCUGAGAACAAUGGAGCUGCUCUGUUAUCUGCACAUGUUGGGCAUUCUGUUGCUGCACAGAUAUCAAACAAUAUGGAAGAAAAAAAAUUUUCCCAAACAGCCUUGGGUUCUGAUUCGGAGGCCCUCACUGAUUCCUGGGAAGCCCUUUCCCUUGACACUGAGUACUGGAAGCUCCUGCUGAAACAGCUGGAGGACUGUCUCAUCCUCCAGACUUUGCUUCACAGCAGAGGGAGCCCUGCGGCCUCCAAAACAUCAGUGCUGCAGGCUGAGCCACUUCCAAGGCUUUCUGUGAAGAAAUUACUAGAAGGAGGAAAAGGGGGCAUUGCAGACAGUGUGGCCAAGUGGAUAUUUAAACAGGACUUCAGCCCUGAAGCAUUAAAACUGGCUUCUAAAGAAAAAGACGUAGAAAAUGCAGAUGAACCCAAAGAAGGUAUUAACAGAGGUUUCCUUGAGUUGUCAGAGGUGGAGAUGGACUUAGGAGCCAUACCAGACCUGUUGUAUUUAGCCUAUGAGCAGUUUCCUUGCAGCCUUGAGCUGGAUGUGCUGCAUGCCCAUUGCUGCUGGGAGUAUGUUGUUCAGUGGAAUAAAGAUCCAGAGGAAGCACAUUUUCUUGUUAGGUCAAUAGAACACUUGAAGCACAUUCUUAACGCACCUGUUCAGAAUGGCAUUGCGCUGAUGAUGUGGAACACAUUCUUAGUUAAAAGGUUUUCUGCUGCUGCAUACUUGAUGGAUAAGGUUGGAAAAUCCCCAAAGGAUAGGUUAUGCCGAAGGGAUGUGGGGAUGAGUGACACAGCAGUGACAUCUUUCCUUGGCUCCUGCUUGGAUCUUCUUCAGAUUUUACUGGAGGCAGAUGUUAACAGGGACGAAAUGCAAGUGCCUGUGCUGGAAACCGAAGAUGCCUGGCUUUCUGUGGAAGGGCCCAUUUCGAUAGUGGAACUGGCCCUCGAACAGAAGCACAUCCACUACCCGCUGGUGGAGCACCACUCCAUCCUCUGCUCCAUCCUGUAUGCAGUCAUGAGAUUUGCUCUGAAGACAGUGAAGCCCCUUUCACUCUUUGACAGUAAGGGAAAAAAUGCAUUUUUUAAAGACCUAACUUCAAUUCAGCUACUGCCUAGCGGGGAAAUGGACCCAAAUUUUAUUUCUAUACGGCAACAGUUCUUGCUUAAAAUUGUUAGUGCAGCUGUGCACGCGCAACAUUCAGCAGCAAAGGACAAAGAUCUCCCAGAAGAGGCAGUUAGCACUCCUUUUGGGAAGGACCUGGACUGGCCGGUUCUGGCUGUGGAUUUAGCCCAUCAUCUUCAAGUCAGCGAAGAUGUUGUUAGAAGGCAUUAUGUGGUGGAACUGUACAACUAUGGAAUUGACCAUUUAGGAGAAGAGGCCAUACUACAGGUCCAGGACAAAGAGGUCCUUGCCUCUCAGCUGUUGGUGUUGACUGGGCAAAGGCUGGCGCAUGCACUCCUCCAUGCCCACACAAAAGAGGGAAUGGAGCUGCUGGCCAGACUGCCACCCACACUGUGUACUUGGCUUAAAACAAUGGACUCCCAGGAUCUUCAAAACACUGAAGUGCCAAUUGCAACAACUGCUAAACUAGUAAAUAAAGUAAUAGAGCUCUUACCAGAAAAGCAUGGGCAGUAUAGUCUGGCCUUACACCUUAUUGAAGCUGUGGAAGCCAUAUCUAUUCCUCCUUUAUGACACUUAACCUACUAAAAAUAGUCUAAACUUGUGUGACUCUAACAUGAAUUAGUGCAUGGUUAUUUUACACGGUGAGAUCUGGAAUUUUAUGGUAUGUCUUAUUUUGUUCUUUUGUAAAAUAACUGAAAAUAUGUAUUAAUUUUAAAAAGUGCCAUCCUGGCUAAAUCCUUCCUCCCCUUUGUUAAUACUGAAGACAAAUUAUAAACUCCACUGUAAUUACUAAUGCAGAUGUUUUACUUUUAUUUCUAAUUCAAACACAUAGCUUUAUUGUUAAGUUUUGGUAUUUAAGAUUGGUUAUAAUUUAGAUUAUAUUCCUAUAAAAUCUGUAUUUCAUAGCCCAAGUGUUAUUGUUGUAAUUAAAUUUAAUUGUGUUCAUGUACAGUCUGCAUCUGCAAAGGUUAGAGCCCUCUCCCCUUGUCCUAUAAUAAACGCUGGGAACAUGCUUCUGUUACCAUGCUUAAUCCUGUCCUGGGCUGCCACAGGGGAGCUGUGGAUGCUGACAGCUUCCUUUCCCCAAGUCCGCUGUUGCUUGAGGAAGAAGAAAGGGUUUCAAGAUCAUCCUGUUCAUC
This is a messenger RNA of Ochotona princeps (American pika), 4926 nucleotides long. It is a transcript of the gene RAB3GAP2, whose product is annotated as RAB3 GTPase activating non-catalytic protein subunit 2. NCBI's taxonomy places the organism in Eukaryota, Metazoa, Chordata, Mammalia, Lagomorpha, Ochotonidae. Gene Ontology annotation, biological process: regulation of GTPase activity. The transcript has 35 exons. Bases 179 to 4357 code for a protein of 1392 amino acids. The record is from RefSeq and is a predicted model, not a curated record.